Molecule: messenger RNA, 1555 nt
Organism: Nerophis lumbriciformis (worm pipefish)
Lineage: Eukaryota; Metazoa; Chordata; Actinopteri; Syngnathiformes; Syngnathidae
Product: signal-transducing adaptor protein 1-like
Molecular function (GO): signaling adaptor activity
Source: RefSeq, a predicted model, not a curated record
GAACAUGCUCCUGCAUUGACAGAACUGAAAAAGAGGUUUUGUCUUUGUCGAUCUUACAUGAAAGAGAGGCUUCGUAAUGAACAAGCGACCGGUGCGGACCAUGAGCCAAAUGCCAUAUUGUUACUACGAGGGAUAUCUGGAGAAGAGGUCCUUUAAAGACAAGAAAUCUCGCAAGCUGUGGACGUGCCUGUGCGGCAGCACACUUUUCUUCUUCAACGACAAGAGGGACACUGAAUACCUUGAAAGGCUGGAUCUCAGUGGACUGACUGAAAUCACGGAUGACACCUCGGCGGAUUGUAACCUGGAUGCAGCGAGGCUGAAUCUCCAAAUCAAAGACGUCCACAUCGGAUUUUCUGCUCCGAAUGCAGAGGCUCGUGAGCUUUGGAAAGGCUUCAUUCAGUCCGUGUCUGAGCUGUCGGUGUCUUCCUCCCUCAACCUGCUGCCGGGACAAAUACUCAUGCUGGAAGAGGUCGUGAAAAAGGAGAAAGAGAGACAAAAAAACAUGCCGCAACGUUCUCCCACCCCGAAUGCUGACCCCAAUGUGGACAUGCCAGACUGCUUCCACCCGGUGUCCCGCACGGAGGCGGAGCUUCUUCUGGAGCGAGACGCCAGCAGAGGAAACCUGCUGCUCAGGCCCAGCAGUCACGGCAGCGCCUUCGCUAUUAGCACCCGAGAAGAAUUAAAUGGGCCUAUCUACAAACAUUAUCACGUGAGCCGGAAUCCUGACGACAGCUUCACCAUCAAUUUGGACAGGCCUGUCACCUGUGCGUCGCUACCCGACAUCGUCCGGUACUUCAUGGACACCACGGACGGCGCUCUGAACUCUCUAUCGCGGGAAGAAACCUACGAGCAGAAAAUAUCUUUUGUUGGCUUCGAUAAUGAAAAUGGAGAGAGGACAGUGCGGGACGCUGCUGUGGACGUCACCAUGCCCAAUUUGUCAACCAAACCAGCAAUGACAAAAGCGUCGAGUCAAGAAGAAGAAAAUACCUAUGUCAACGACAGUGAGCAGCGCAUUUUAACUGACAAAAGGUCGCCAGAGCCGGAAAUAAAAGCUCAGGUGAAGUCAAAGAAAGCUCCGAUUCCCGCACGCCGCAAAAACCCGCCCUCCUCCCAAAACUCGGUCACCGGGUCGACGCACAGCAAAGAGACGAAGAUGAGGAGCCACACGGAUCCUCUCGGCCAGACCAUAUCAGAGCUCAAGCAGAAGUUUGAGGACAAGAGGACGAGGUUUGCCGACUAACCUGAGAAGAGUCGGCCUCUGCAACAAAAUCACUGUGAAUCCCCCCCCGACAACACGUGUUGCCAUGACGACCCCAACUUAGGACCAUUUGCAAUACUUUACACGGGUACCACUGUUUAUAGUCUACAUAUGUGCAAUGUGUAAAAAAAAAAAAAAAAAAAAAGUAUUUUCAAGGUUGUUGUUUUAUUGUUCAUAAUGGACAAUGGCGGCCAGAUAAAUGUAAAUAGAGCAAACGUGUAAAUUCAAUGUACAGUGUAUAGUUUUCUACAGGAUAUAAAGAGAAUAAAAGUCAGAAAUGUAAUGAAGUGUGCUGGC